Molecule: messenger RNA, 1717 nt
Organism: Camelina sativa (false flax)
Lineage: Eukaryota; Viridiplantae; Streptophyta; Magnoliopsida; Brassicales; Brassicaceae
Molecular function (GO): ATP binding; nucleic acid binding
Source: RefSeq, a predicted model, not a curated record
AACCCGGAACAAAGAAUCCGGAAGCGAAGGCUAAAGUUAAGAGCAACGGCCGCCGCGAAGCUCUAAACCUCCAAAGAAGUAAAAUCACAAUGGCGAAAGGCGACGAUAAUGUGCAGAGGAAGAAGAACAAAGUGACGAGGAAGAAGAUGAGUAGAAAGAACGAUUCCGCCACUGUUUCUGCUCGCAUCGCUGCCAUUAUCGCCGCCAAGAAACGCCGCAAGUCUGGCAAACGCAGCAUGUGUCAGGGAAUGUGUUUUAGUCUUCCUACACCUCAAGACCCAUAUAAUGAGAGGCAGGGUAAACCUGAUAUCACGAAAAAGAAGAAGAAGAAGAAGAAUAAGGUGAAGAGUAGAGAUAAAGAAGACAAGAAACCAUCUCCUAUGUCUAUUGACGGUGUUGAGAAGAUGGAUGGUCCAUCAAAGUUUCUGAUGUCAAACCUGAAUGAGAUAGAGAACUCGUUUCGCAAAGAUGGCACAUACAGCGAACAGCAUGACAAGUUCUUGUUCACUAGCACUUGGGGAAUUGAGUUCUGGAAAUGUUUCUUAUCUGGGAAAGAUAUUGUAGAGACAAGUGGAAUGUCUUCUACUGUUGAACAGAUUGCGUGGAUUGUUUCGACCGCAGCAGAUGCUAUUGCUAAACGGGAGAAAGACGAGGAGGAGGAUGAGUCGAUUGGUAACAGCCCUUUUCUUUUGUACCUUGUGCCAUCUCAGUCCAAAGCUUCUCAGGUUCGAUCGGUUUGUAAGGCACUGAAAGGUAUUGGAAUUCACACAGUGAGCUUACACCAAGGAGCGUCACUAGAUCAUCAGAUUUCCGGAUUGAAAAGUGUCGAGCCUGAGUUUAUAGUUGCUACACCUGAGAGACUUUUGGAGAUUGUCAACUCGAAGGGCGUUGAUAUAUCGGGUGUUUCAUUGCUGGUCAUCGAUGAACUAGGUUCCCUUUGCAGUAGUGGUUAUCUAGAUGCUGUUAAAUCCAUUAAGCAGGCCAUUUCCAGCAAACACCAAUCAGUAGUUUUCAACGAUAGUUUUACUGCUACCACUAUUCCGGCAGUCCAGGGUCUUUUGGGGAGAUCAAUCAACAGAGUUACCGUCAGUGAUUCUGUUGCCAGCCAAGGCUCUUAUAUUGUCCAGACUGUAAAUGUCUGUUCAACAGAAGAUAAAAAGCUAGAGAAGUUUGCAGAGCUUCUGGAUUCAUCUUCGUCGAAGAUAAUACACAUUAUUACAAAGGAGGAAAGUUUCGGAAAGAUAAGGGCUCUACUUAAGCUCAAGGGUAUCUCAGAGGUCCAAAAGAGCCGGAAACCUUUGGCACACUUGAUUGAUAUCGAACAGUUGGAUACAACAGUUAUGAGGGACUUUGAAACCGUUCUACUUCCAGAUUUUUUCCCAUCGAUCGAAAUUUACACUCAGAUUCUGACAAGCAUGGCUAGAGAGAGCGUUCACGGUGUACUUCAAAGCUUUAUAACAAAAAAGGAGGCCAAGUCUUAUCAAGCUGGACCAUUGGUGAAUGUCCUGGAGAGUUGUGCUCAGAACGUGCCUGAUCCUUGGAAGAAUUUAUCUGUUGCUAUGUCUGAUUAAUCAGAUGUUCUCCAAAAGCAUUUUUGUUUGUUCCAUUGAAGUUUAAGCUGCAGAAAAUUUUGGGUAAAAUGAAAUUUCACUGUGAGUUUUUGAGUAAACCAUCAAAGAUUUGGGCUAAUGAUUCAUUUUUUUUUGUUUGGCUGAUA